CUCUGAAGUCAUUUGCCUUUAAUACACCACCUAAAACCCUACAUCUCCAAACCAUAAAGAGAGAGAUAGAGAGAGAGAGAGAGAGAGAAAUCGAGAGAGGAGAGAAAAAAGAGAAACAGAAUGAAGGGUCAUCGUGUCAUAUCCUUGUUACUCAUCUCGCUAACCCUCCUCGCCGUGUCUCCGCCGUCGCACGCGGCGGCUCCGGCGGCCGGGGGAGAGGCGGCGGAGGAGUGCAAGGAGGAUCUUCAGAAGGUGAUGUUGUGUCUGGAUUUCGCGAGCGGGAAAGUGGAGAAACCGACAAAACAGUGCUGUGAUUCGGUGGAAGGGAUCAAGGAGAAAGAUCCCAAGUGUUUGUGCGUCAUAAUACAGCAGGUGAAGGCAGGAGGAGAUUCUCUGAAGCAGCUCGGGAUCCAGCAAGACAAGCUCCUUCAGCUGCCUUCUUCUUGCCAGCUCCGCAACGCCAGCAUCUCCGAUUGCCCUCGUCUUCUAGGGAUGGCACCGAACUCACCAGAGGCGUCCAUAUUCUCGGGAAAUGCCACAUCAUCACCAACACCCGCCGGAAAAUCUCCGUCGUCGACGUCGUCACCGGCGACAUCACAGGACAAGGGAGGCUCCGCCGCCGCGACGGACAGACUCACAGUCGCCGCCGUGGCUUUCGCCGCCGUCUCCUUCUUAUCCGCCCUUGCGUAGCCUGAGAGCGUGACACGUGUCAAUUUCUCGAUCCACGUGGCAGUAAGGCGUAAUCUAUCACUGUUGUUUUUUUCUUCCCAGUCACGUGAUUGCUGUUUUUUCUUUGCCAUAAACACUCAAAGUUAUUGCUUGAUGUGUUCUGUAAUGGAUUUUAACGCAAAGAACACAAACAAUGUUGCUUCU
Messenger RNA from Tarenaya hassleriana, 873 nucleotides. Its product is annotated as non-specific lipid transfer protein GPI-anchored 1. The transcript is spliced from 2 exons. The record is from RefSeq and is a predicted model, not a curated record. Lineage: Eukaryota; Viridiplantae; Streptophyta; Magnoliopsida; Brassicales; Cleomaceae. Bases 121 to 690 code for a protein of 189 amino acids.